AUGCACCACGCCGGCGGCGGUGGCGGUGGCAGUGGCGCCGGCGGCGGCGGCGGUGCCGGCGGCACGGGUUACGGAGGGCCCCACGAACGUGUGCACCAGACCCCGCGACCGGCCCAGCCCGACAAAUGUCCGUACGAGACCUAUCAGGCGCAAAUACCGGACUGUUGCGCGGCCGCUGUAGCGGCACAGGAUUCGUACCCACGCCCGUCCAGCGGCUACGACGGCAGGUGCUAUGACGAUUGCCAUCGCAGGACACCUUACCAGGACGAAACCUAUCCUCAGGAUAUGUCUUCGACAUUCCAUCGGCCUCAGUCUAGACUAGGUUACGAGGAACGUCCACAGUCCCGGAUGGGAUACGCCUCGGAUUCCAGGUGCGCCAGCGGGCUUGGUUACGAUGACACCGGGGGUGGUUACCUGGAUCAGAGCGACCCGAGGAUGUAUUGCACCGGUGGCUAUUGCAUGGGAGACACGAUGAUGGCGACGAACAGAGGCGUGUGCGGCGAAGAGGUCGAAUUAGAUAUGCGAAGACACAUUCAAGCCUGCGCUUGCACGUGUAAUCACAUGGGCUACGGGAAUUAUAUGGACUAUCAGACCACGUGCCUAACAGAACUGCCAGACGUUGCGCCAUGCAACGGCACUGUGCGAUUACCACCGCCGUGCGAGGACUCGCCUAGCAGCGGCAGCAGUAAGGAUCGCAGAGACGAGAGUCCUCGCAGGAAGUGUCGGCUAUUGGCGCCCGUCUUGCUCCUAGUGGCCGUCCUGCUCCUCGGAGGUCUCUGUUUGCCGUUUCUCCUUCAAUCCGCGCCUGCCACGCACCAGCAGAGGCUGGACGUGAUCAGGAGGAUCCUCACUGAAGUGCCUCUGAUCGACGGGCACAACGAUUUGCCCUGGAACGUCAGAAAAUUCGUACACAAUCAACUUGGCGAGGUGAACUUGAGCAGCGAUCUCGGCAGAGUCGAUCCUUGGGCCAGAUCAGAUUGGAGUCACACAGAUAUCCCUAGAUUACGCGCUGGCCUUGUCGGUGCACAAUUUUGGUCUGCGUACGUUCCUUGUGGUGCCGCUCAGUUAAACGCAGUUCAACUUUCAUUGGAACAGAUCGAUGUGAUUCGUCGUCUUGCCGAAAUGAAUGCUCAACAUUUAACUUUGGUUACUUCUGUCAAAGGUCUCAUCGAAGCGCACAGAGAAGGAAAAAUUGCAAGUCUUAUCGGAGUGGAGGGUGGUCAUUCCCUGGGGAAUUCUUUGGGUGUUCUUAGGACAUUUUACGGCCUGGGAGCGCGAUAUCUUACUUUGACACAUGCGUGCGACACCUCCUGGGCAGUCUGUUCUGUUGGUGAAACGAACAAUACUCAGGACUCCACGCCGGGCCUCAGCGAAUUUGGAAAGUCGCACAGCGCCGCCAGGGCGCUAUGCAAUUCUACCAGAAAUGUGCCGGACGACGUGCUCAGAAAUCUGGCUAAGAAUGGCGGAGUAGCGAUGGUUCCUUUUUAUACCUACUUCAUAACAUGUAACAGCACCGCUACCAUAAAAGACGUUAUUGCACACAUCAAUCAUAUUCGAAAGGUGGCUGGGAUCGAUCAUGUCGGAAUCGGAGCGGGUUUCGACGGAAUAAAUUUCACUCCUACGGGUUUAGAAGAUGUUUCGAGAUAUCCGCAACUAUUGGCUACUCUGCUGGAGGAUCCUUCGUGGACAGAAGAAGACAUUAAAAAAUUGGCUGGCCUCAAUUUAUUGAGGGUAUUUGCGAAAGUUGAACAGGUUCGUGACGAGUGGCAUAGAGCGGCUGUGUUACCAGUGGAAAAGAUCAGUCCGCCAGACAACUCAGCCUGCGUUUACGGCGCAUCCUGAUCUUCUUUGAAGACAUUUGCACCGGUAUUUCUCGAUUUCGCGCAAUCGCCGAAGAUUCUACGAGUGCCGUGGUAUUACUGGAGCUUGUGAGAGUAAGAGAAAGAGAGAGAGAGAGAGAGAGAAAGAGAGAGAGAGAGAAAGGUCGUAUGUCCCGAUUCAUCAAAAGAAUAUUCCGCAAAGAAAGCUCCAGAGAUAUCUCUAACGACCAAUCCAUUUAUACUAAAACAAACUGCCGACUUCUACUUCAGGGACUUUUGCGUUGCGCCUUAAUAAGAAACGAAGAUUCAGCUCGAGAGAAACGCGAUUCGACCUAUCGAAAUUGAUGGUGUCGAGAAAACAUCUCUAAUGAAACAUCGUUCGCGUGCGAUAUAUACAUGUACUUGGAAGAACACUUUACGAUCAAUACACUGUUUGCGAUUACGUUUGAAAAAAAAAAGGAAUCGCUCGCGCGUUUCUUAUAUAAUGCCGCUUUUCAAUUUCUCUUGUAAUAUUACGCAAGAACCGUUAUCACGUCAUAAUGUGUUGUUGUGAGGAAAGAUUGUUCUUGUUUUUUUUUUUUUUUUUUGUCCAAACUCGGUAGUUUUCCUAGCUUGAAAAAUUAUUCAGAUUAUUUAGAAUAUAAUUGAGAGAUAUUUUUUAUCGCCAGAAUUUCCGUCCAGACUUUUCAAUUUCACUUAACAUAUCAGAAUUUGUGUGAUUCAUUAGCAAUAUCAUAAUUUGCAUCGCGCUUCUAUAUUUGUCGAUAUCCUUUAAUUUUUUUUAAAACACGUUGUGUAAUUUAGAACCUCGUCGAGAUAUACAUUUGGCUUGUUUCAAUUAUGUAGUUUUUGCUAAAUCGCAGUAACGCCGAAGGAAUUGACAAAACACUAAUUCCUUUAAAAAAAAAAAAAAAAAAAAAGAUCAGGACUCAUGCCUCGUAAUGCACACUUGGUAUAUUAAUUGAUAUUACGAUCGUCUGACUCUCUCAUAUCACAUUCCACGUCACAACACGAUCUUUUCACCCUACGAUCACAGAGAAUCAGUUUACUGAUUAUUAAUUGCUAAGAUACAGACACAGAUUGCACGUAUCUAUAUUACGAUUAAUUCUACAAACUGUUUUUUUUUUUUUUUUUAACAGAAGACAAAACACACGCUCGUAAUCUUACGUGUACUUGCAUUGUUUAUAUUUCAAUCAGAAAAAAAUGAACAAAAAACAUUACUGUAAUAUUAUAUAUCAGUUAAAGAAGAUAAGUUGCAUUUCAUAAUUUACACAA
Molecule: messenger RNA, 3095 nt
Organism: Pseudomyrmex gracilis
Lineage: Eukaryota; Metazoa; Arthropoda; Insecta; Hymenoptera; Formicidae
Product: dipeptidase 1-like
Exons: 12
Coding region: 1-1842 (613 amino acids)
Biological process (GO): proteolysis
Molecular function (GO): metallodipeptidase activity
Source: RefSeq, a predicted model, not a curated record